GUGUAAAAAAGAAGAAGCGGUGGCGUUGAAUUUGUUAUUUAUGAAGGCUAAUAUCCAACGUUGACAAAUACAUAAAUAACGUAUGAGUGAUCCAACUACAUGCACUUAGAGUCCACGUUGGACUUUUUGACUUUCAUCAUUUUUCCACUUGUUCUCGUUUAAAGCUUCCCGCUACUUCCCCAACGGUUCAUAACACGUAAUAUUUAAUACACACUCAUACUGGACGAAGCCUAUAAAAGCAUAGUCGUCAAUAUCUACUAGAGCAGCAAAGUGAAAGAGUUUUUUUGUAAAUUUCUAUCGGGUAUUUAUGGGUUUCCAAGGGAAAUGGUUUUCUGUGAGUGUUCUACUGCUUUGUAUUAUUCUUGAUCUUAGCAUUUUUGUUCUUGGUGAUCACAAGCUUGACCAAGAGAGAUUUGGAGAUGAUUGUCGAUUUGGACGUGGACCUCAUUGUAGAGGUUGGGGUGGUCGUAGGGGUGGUCGUGGUGGUUUUGGAGGUGGAGUUGGAAGAGGAGGAGGGUUUGGUGGUGGUGGAGGACUUGGAGGUGGAUCCGGACAAGGCGGAGGAUUUGGAGGAGGUGGAGGUCUUGGUGGUGGCGGAGGAAGUGGAGGUGGAUUAGGUGGUGGAUCGGGCCAUGGUGGAGGUUUUGGAGCUGGUGGAGGUGUAGGUGCUGGAGGUCUUGGUGGUGGUGGAGGAGGAGGUAGUGGUGGUGGAGGUGGAUUAGGUGGUGGAUCAGGUCAUGGUGGAGGUUUUGGUGCCGGUGGAGGCGUAGGUGGUGGAGGUAUUGGUGGUGGUGGAGGAGGAGGUAGUGGUGGUGGCUUAGGAGGCGGCUCGGGACAUGGUGGUGGAUUUGGGGCUGGUGUAGGUGGUGGAGUUGGAGGAGGCAUUGGUGGUGGCGGAGGUGGCGGUAGUGGGGGUGGAGGUGGAAUAGGUGGUGGAUCGGGCCAUGGUGGAGGCUUUGGCGCUGGGGGAGGUGUAGGUAGUGGAGUUGGAGGAGGCAUUGGUGGAGGAGGAGGAGGAGGAGGAGGUGGUGGAGGCGGUUCAGAUGGUGGUUCAGGACAUGGUGGAGGAUUCGGAGCUGGAGGUGGUGUUGGUGGAGGUGGCGGCGGAGGUGGUGGAGGAGGUGGAGGAGGAGGUAGUGGUGGUGGUUCGGGACAUGGAGGAGGCUUUGGUGCGGGUGGUGGUGUAGGAAGUGGAAGUGGUACAGGUUUAGGUGGUGGUGUAGGGGGAGGUCAUGGUGGAGGAGGAGGAGUUGGUAUAGGAAUUGGUAUUGGAAUUGGAGUUGGUGUAGGAGCUGGAGCUGGCCAAGGAUCCGGCAGUGGUACUGGUUCUGGCUCCGGUAUUGGUGGAGGAAGUGGAAGUAAACAUUAAACAUGAUGAAUACAUGAAGCUAUGUGACUUUAAUUUUCAACGUACCUUAAAAUGAACAACGUGUGAAAAAAGUCUUUUAUGUUUAUUGUUAUUAACUCCAUAUAUUACUAUUGUACUGUGUUUAAGCCUUUAAGGUUUGAAAACUUAUUAUAAUCAAUGAAGAUUUUACACUCAAAUAUGUAACUAUUAGCAUUCUACUACAAGUGGGAUCAAACUCUCAAUCUUUUUAUCA
Lathyrus oleraceus (garden pea) is the source of this 1601-nucleotide messenger RNA. Its product is annotated as glycine-rich cell wall structural protein 1. The record is from RefSeq and is a predicted model, not a curated record. Bases 308 to 1369 code for a protein of 353 amino acids. Lineage: Eukaryota; Viridiplantae; Streptophyta; Magnoliopsida; Fabales; Fabaceae. The transcript has a single exon.